CCUAUCUAGUGAUUAAAACAAAGAAUAAAAGAUGACACAAACCGGACAACAAGCAACGCUAACAACCCACAGUGCCAGAAGGGGCCCUUGUCAAAGGCCCGGGGGAAGAGGCAGGUUGUCAAGCUCUCCAGAGUACAGCACAGAGAGAGGGAGAGAGAGAGAGACAUCUCGGGAGGGCAGGUGCUGCCAAAGGGAAGGGGUGUUUCUGCGGUCUUAUUGAAAGAUGACGCUCAAUUGAAGGAACCCAGACACGCCAACCUUGCCAGAUCAAAAUAGUUAGGCAGCUCCUAUGGGAAACAGGCAGUCCUCAACUAACCGGGCCCUAUGCCAUCUACGGCUUUAUGGGUAAUAAUCCCACCUUAAAUUAAACCAGGAAGCAAUCUGGCAGCCAGCACAGUUCGAAGAGCAGGCAUGGGCCUAAGAAAGCAAGCCCAUCGCCCCCCGCAGUGCUGGAUUCUGGACCAGUUCAAGCUUCCAGAUGCAGCAAGUCCGGAUGCUAAUUCUGGCCCCGUAUCUAUUAUGGCAAUGUGAUUGCAUGACCUCAUCUGCAAGAAUGAAGCAUACAUGCCUGCUUGCUGGUCCUUAUCUGCCUCUUCAUGUCGGGAAAUCACAUUCAAAAGAAUAAAAAAAAAUUAGAAUUUGUAGGUCCAAAAUCCACAGUGAGAACUUUUAGACUCCUCCAGUCAUUCUGUCAUCAAGUGGCUAUUGUUUUGAAAAGGAUAUCUUACGAUAAUUUCACUGAAAAACAGGUGAAUUGGAAUUUAGUUGGAGCUGUAAUGGAGUUUAAAAAAGGAUACUUAUCACGUCAUGUGACAUUUUAAUCAGGCCAAGAAUGUCUCAUUGAACUAAGCUAAUCUCCAAUGUGAGCUAUAGGUAACUCCUCAUGUCUUCCUUUCCCCAUCAGUAACAAUACUCAAUUUCCUUUGCAUCUGAAGAAGGGAUCUCUCGCAGAGGUGUAUGUAUCGUGCACAUGUUCAUGUUUCCCGUGCCACAAUUUUAUUUUAUGCUGUGCACUAAAAGACUUGGGAACGUCCUAAAAGCUGUGCCUUUCCUGCCACAACGGGGAAAGCAAGGCCAUUGUUUCAUGAGUCUGGGGCUCGGCAUGGUUGCCAUGGCAGAUCCUUUGAGAAAGGAUAAAGAGCAGCUGUGCGCCUGCUCCGAGGCAGCACCGCACAUCUUGCGCUAACCAGCCGCGGCAGCCAUUCAAAGCAGCCACUGCAAAGACAAGGGAGAGAGAGAGAGAGCAGGAGGAAGGCUUCACUAGCAGGAUGCUCGCAGUUUGCACGAAGAAGAUGAUACUUUUGGCUCCUUUACUCCUGAUGAUGGGGCUGAUUUCUACAAAGGCCGCUACGGCUGAGGAAGAAUCGGGAACAGCGAUUCCUGCUGAAAGUCGACCGUGCGUGGACUGCCAUGCCUUUGAAUUCAUGCAGAGGGCUUUGCAAGAUUUAAAGAAGACGGCGUACAACUUAGAUUCCCGAACGGAGACCUUGCUUUUCAAAGUGGAGAAGAGAAGCUUAUGCGACUGUUUAGCCGCCAAUGGCCUGAACUGAGUCCUGGAGGGGCCCCUUCCUCAGAGGACCUUCCGCGGCGCUUCUCAAACGGCUGUUAGGAAAGUAAAUAACGCCAGCAUGUGAAUCCGGCGGCUUCUGAAAUUAAGGGCAGAACGUUGGUAUGAGAGUGUCGUGCCUGAAUUCAGAGUGUUUUUGUCUUCGUGUCCACCCUCAGGAGCUGCAAGGUAAUUCCCAGAGAAAUGGGGAAAAAAUGGGAGGGACAAUGAUGGACUUUUGCAAAACAUGAAAAGCUUUGUCGUCAGAAGCCUUCUUUUUCAAUAUUAUAACCCUCCCUCCCCUGCCAUUAAAGUUAAAAUUAAAGAGUGAAGACCCUAACAAGGAUUCUAGGGAGCUUUUGUUGGGAUGCUUCUUCUCCUGAGUGCUUCUAGAAGGAAUUGGACGUUUAUACCAAAUAAUGUGUACAAGGCAGACUUUGAUCGUAGGCAAAAUAUGAUUUUGAUAGUGUGCAAAAGAUGUAAAAUGAAACAGAAUCAAGUUGGGGGCCGAGUCAUUAAACAAUUUAAUUAA
Molecule: messenger RNA, 2078 nt
Organism: Crotalus tigris (Tiger rattlesnake)
Lineage: Eukaryota; Metazoa; Chordata; Lepidosauria; Squamata; Viperidae
Gene: NICOL1
Product: chromosome unknown C4orf48 homolog
Exons: 4
Coding region: 1269-1550 (93 amino acids)
Source: RefSeq, a predicted model, not a curated record